This is a messenger RNA of Argiope bruennichi, 16287 nucleotides long. RefSeq names its product fat-like cadherin-related tumor suppressor homolog. Gene Ontology annotation, molecular function: calcium ion binding. Gene Ontology annotation, biological process: homophilic cell-cell adhesion. Bases 334 to 14385 code for a protein of 4683 amino acids. Gene Ontology annotation, cellular component: plasma membrane. NCBI's taxonomy places the organism in Eukaryota, Metazoa, Arthropoda, Arachnida, Araneae, Araneidae. The record is from RefSeq and is a predicted model, not a curated record. The transcript is spliced from 37 exons.
UCUUUUGACGUUCGGCUUUGUUCGAUGCGGAUAUAUUAAACUUUUUACGAAUAUUUCUCUCUCUAACGUUCUGUGUGCAAAUAUUAUCGUCUGAAUUAACUUAUAUGGAAAAAUAGGAUUUUGUGAUUCCGAGAUUUUCUUGAAAACCGAAGUGAGUGAUAUGACUUUUUGGACGAAGAGUUCUGAAUGAAAUAAAUUUAUAAUUGGAUGAAAUUUGAUCAAUGUGUUGAUGAAAGGAUGAAAGAAAUUUAAUCAAGAAUGAAGGUGCGAGUGACUGUUUAUUCGAAAGCACGGAAGUAAUGCCAUGCUUUCCUGACCAAAAGUGUCGUCUGAAUGGCUAAAUAUCGCUACCUUCCUUGGGGCUUGGCCCUCACCUUCCUCUUUCUCAUCCUGCAUUCAGUGCUGGCCUCGCCCGAUGAUCUUGAGUUCACACGGCCACAGUACAAUGUAACCAUCCCUGAGAACUCCAUUCCCAAGACGCAGGCGAUCUCCACCGAAAAGAUGGGCAUCUUCGUUUCGGACCCGUCCCUUGUCAUCCGGUACAAGAUUGUCGCUGGAGACACAGACCGGUUCUUCAAGGCUGAGAGCAGGCUCGUCGGGGACUUCUGGUUUCUCAUUAUCCGGGUUCGGACUGGGAACCGAGCUGUCCUCAACAGGGAGUAUCAGGAUACAUAUCGACUCACUGUACGGGCAACCAUUACUUCGGAUUUGCGCAGAGCCCUCAAGCUUAAAGCACAGACCGAAGUUAUCGUUACCGUGACCGACACCAACGAUAUCACGCCUACGUUCUAUCCAUCGACCUAUGAAGUCAGUGUACCAGAAGACAAACCAUUGCAUACCAGUAUACUUCAGAUAAGUGCGCAUGAUCCUGAUCUGGGUAUUAAUGGCGAGAUUUAUUACAAUCUAGCUGAACCUAGUCUUCAGUUUGCUGUUCAUCCAACCAGGGGCAUUUUGACAUUGACUCGGCAUCUGGAUUAUCAGAAAGAACCUGUACACAAACUAGUUAUUCAUGCUAGGGACAGAGGACAUAAGUUUCGAGCGACUGAACUGGCUUCUCGACCGACGACCGUGACGGUGAAGGUUACUCCUGUGAAUUUAUAUCCUCCUGAGAUUUUUGUGAGACAGUUUUCUACUUUACUGUCUCCGACUGAUCCAAACAUAUAUGCUGUUGUAGGCGUUAUCGAUAAAGAUAUUGGCAUUCAUGGAGAAUUAGACGCUCUGGAAAUUAUUGAUGGUGAUCCCACCGGAAUGUUUCAAGUCACCCCUGGUAAUAAAGUGAACGAGUACAAUAUUGAACUAGUCCAUCCCAUGUUGCGAGACAACACCAUAUCACAGGAGUUUACCAUUACUUUAAGAGCGAAAGAUAAAGGAACGCCGCCUAGGACUACGACACAGGUGGUCACGGUACGAUUAGCGGAAACUGCUGACACAACUUUGACUUUUGAACAAGCUGACUAUGAUGUCGAGAUAGAAGAAAUAUCCCCACCAGGCUCUAGAGUACUUCAUUUAAAAGUUGCUGCAUCAAGCGAUCGCCCGAUUGUGUAUAAAAUAGAAAGUGGCAAUUCCAAUGGCACAUUUUCCAUUCAUACUAAAUCAGGCUUGAUGACAUUAGCUUCUCCGCUGGAUAAAGAAACCAAGCCUUAUUAUUCGUUGACUGUAAGCGCUUAUGAUCCUUCCUCUAGAGGUCAAAAACGAAAAACCACCACAAUCGUGAACGUUCGAGUUCUUGACAACAACGAUAAUGAUCCAGUUUUCAAUAGUACAGUGGACUCGAUAGUAUUUGACGAAAACAAACCAGCUGGUAGCGUUGUGUAUACUGCUUUCGCCACUGAUAAAGAUGAAGGUGAUAAUGGUUAUAUCACCUACAGUUUAGCAAAUCUAAAUCCGGUACCUUUUACCAUGGAUCCCUUCACUGGCGAAAUACGUGCAACAGAAAUCUUGGACUAUGAAACGAUGCGGCGUGAAUAUAUUUUGAAAGUUCGUGCGUCGGACUGGGGAUCUCCAUACAGAAGACAAGCAGAGAUGACACUCAAAGUUCAACUGAGGGAUGUUAAUGAUCACCGGCCUCUGUUUGAAAAAGUCGACUGCAAAGGAUACGUAUCGCAAUCAGCUCCAAUUAACACGGAAGUCAUUACACUGUCGGCAAUUGAUUUUGACUAUGGCAGCACUGUGAAAUAUCGUAUGGUACCUUCAAAUGACGAUUCUUGCUUCCGACUAGAACCAACAUCAGGCGUAUUACGUAUCGCUUGUGAUCUUUCAAAAAUGAACAUUCGAGAGAGGACAAUUAAUGUGUCUGCUACGGAUGGUACGCAUUUUGCUGAUGUAAUGUCUAUUAAUUUAAAAAUCAUCAGCAGCGGUAAUAACCAGCGUCUUGCCGACAGGGGUGCCUUGAUGGAAUGUCGUGACGUCGGAGUGACUGACCGGUACAAAAAGCAGCUAAAUCUUGCCCAAGCCAACAACCGUAAUAAUGAUAUUACCGAACCGACUCCAACAAGCUUUUAUGGGAACAAAUAUUCACCAGAGUUUCCUUUGGGUUUGCCGACUGAAGUGUGGGUUAAUGAAAGUCUUCCUGUAGGGUCAGAAGUUGCUUCCCUUAAGGCUAGGGACAAAGACAAAGGGUAUAGUGGUCUUCUAGUAUAUGUCAUAACUUCAGGCGACGAAUAUAGCUUUUUUAGAAUAGAUCUUCAAUCUGGACGAUUGUACAUCGAUGCACCUUUAGAUAGGGAGUUCAUAUCGGAAUACAACCUAAACAUUUCAGCGUUUGAUCUAGGUAAUCCCCAGCGAAGUGCUUCCAGAAUCCUUGUUGUCCAUGUUGAUGAUGUAAACGACAACAAACCCAUUUUCGAAAAGAAUUCUUAUAAUUUCGUGAUUACUGAGAACGCUAUAAAUGGUACCAGCAUUGUGAGACUUCGUGCUAAUGAUAAGGACGAAGGUGUCAACUCUGCUUUAACAUUCCACUUAGAAACGGAUGUCGACGAAUUUCAUAUCGAUCCAUCCACCGGUCUCCUCACUGUAUAUGGAAAUCUUGAUCGUGAACGAAUGGACACUUAUCAUUUAAAAGCUAGAGUCGUCGAUGGAUCUCCCGACAAUCCUCUUUCGUCAACGACAGUUAUCAAUAUUAGGGUUCUUGACGUCAAUGACAAUGCUCCAUAUUUUAGCUUGAAGCAGUACUGGGUGAAGGUUCGUGAAGACUUACCUUUAGGUGUCGUAGUCAUUGUCAUGGUGGCCAAUGAUCCCGAUUUGGAUGAAGGUGGUGAAGUGACGUACUCAUUGACUGGUAGUGACACAUUCACUAUUGAUCCUCUGAUGGGAGUGGUCCGUCUAUCAAAAACACUUGACUUUGAGACUACUCAGUUGUAUAAUGUGACCAUUACUGCUAGAGAUGGUGGGGAUCCUCCUUUAGAGUCCCAAGCUGCCCUUGUAGUAGAAGUGGAGGAUGUUAAUGAGAACAUGUACCCACCAACUUUUGAUGACGUAGUUGUCAUUGGACAUGUCAAAGAAAACGAACCAAAGGGCACACUUGUGACUAAAGUAACUGCCCACGAUGCUGAUCCACCUGGACUGAACAGUCAAUUCACAUAUUCCAUAUUAGAUGGUGACGGAAUGGGAUUUUUCUCCAUUGACGAUCAAGGUAACAUCUACACCAAUGAAGUGCUAGAUAGGGAAACGAGCAACAGGUACUGGCUCACUGUCCACGCCGUGGAUAGAGGGGCAGUACCUCUGUCCGGUAGACUAGACGUGUACAUCGAGGUGUUAGAUGACAAUGACAAUGUUCCUUUGACAAUUCAGCCAGCCUACUAUCCCAGCAUACCCGAGAAUGCACCUCCCGGAACCAUAGUUCUGCAAUUGGAAGCAUUCGAUUGGGAUCUGAAUGAGGACAAUAAGAUUAGAUUUAGCAUCGCAAGUGGAGAUCCUCAGGGUUAUUUCUCAAUCGACAAUGUGACUGGUUUAAUUACUACUGCUGAUUUGAGACGAUUGGAUCGCGAGGUACAAGCAGAACAUGCUUUGGAGAUUAAAGUGGAAGACGGGGGCAGCCCAUCUCUUUCAUCAUUAACCAGAGUUUUGGUUUCAAUCAUUGAUGAGAAUGAUAAUGAUCCUGAAUUUCAUUCAUCACUUUAUCUAUGUCCAGUUUUAGAAACAUCAAAAGUUGACCAAAAUGUAGUUUUGUGCAGGGUUGUUGCUUCUGAUGCUGAUGCUGGACCAAAUGGUGAAGUGAGUUAUUCAUUUGGAUCUGAAAAGAGCUCUGAUUUAUUUACUGUGGAUCCAAAAACUGGUGCAAUCUAUGUUAAACAAAAACUUGUAGCUGGUGAAGCUUAUGAUUUUAUUGUUCAAGCCACUGACAAAGGCAUCCCACCACGAUCUUCUAGUGUUCGUGUAAGGGUGGAUGUCUUUGCUCGACCUCCUUUGUCUUCCCGUCCCCCAGUUUGUAAAGAAAUCGAAAAUCUGGCAGCUGUAGCGGAAAAUGAUCCAGUGUAUCAGUCUGUUGCAUUCUUGCAGGCAGAAGAUCCUGAUGGUGAUAAAGUGUGGUAUUCCAUUGUUGGUGGUAACACAGACGAUGCCUUCAUGAUUCAAACAUACACUGGCAUAGUAUCUGUAGCUAGACAUUUAGAUUGGGAGAAGAAAUCUGAUUAUAAUCUUAACAUUAGUGUUACAGAUGGUCUCAAUAUUAUUUAUCAACAGCUUCCAAUUAAAGUAAUAAAUGUAAAUGAACACAAUCCAAUAUUUGUAAAAGAGCUCUAUAGUGCUGAUAUUAGUGAAAAUAUACCAGUUGGAAGUACUAUUCUUCAAUUGGAAGCCUCUGAUAUUGAUGAAAUUGACAAAAACCUCAUCUAUUCCAUUUAUAACAGUGCCAAUCCUCAAAGCCUUAAAGUGUUCAAAAUAGAUUCCUUUUCUGGAAAAUUAUCUGUAUCCCACUCCUUAGAUCAUGAAUCCAUUAAAAAGCACAUGCUAACUGUUAUGGUUCGAGACAAUGGAACACCCUCUAGACGUAGUUUUGCUCGAAUAGUCAUCAAUGUUCAUGAUGAAAAUGAUCAUCACCCUGAAUUUUCAUCUCCUUCCUAUAAGUGCCAAGUUUAUGAAACUGCAGCUGUUGGUUCAUCUGUCAUCAGAGUACUUGCAAUGGAUAAAGAUAAAGGUCAAAAUUCCCAACUGCAAUUCAGUAUUGCUUCAGGAAAUAUUGGAAAUGCUUUCUCCAUAGACGAAACUUUGGGCAUAGUUCUGAUAGCUAAGCCUUUGAACCGACAAGUAAUGCCUGAAUACUUCCUCCUUCUUCGAGCCUCUGAUAAAGGAACUCCUUCAUUCAACUCCACUGUAAAUGUGCACAUCAUUGUUACUGUUGCCAACAAUGCACCUCCAAAAUUUGAACAAAAGGAUUAUAUUGUGGAAUUACACGAAAAUGAAAAACCAGGGAAACCUUUAACUGCUGUGAUUGCAACUAGUCGUUCAUCUGUAUAUUAUGAAAUCAUCAGUGGCAAUAUCAAUGACAGCUUUGUGAUCAAUCCAACUUCUGGCAUUUUACGAACUAAUGCCAUAUUAGAUUUUGAAGUAAUGAAAUUUUACAAUUUGACAAUCAGAGCUACAAAUAUGGUUGGUGCCAAUAGUACAACUUCUGUGCUUGUUCACGUGAUCGACAGAAAUGAUAAUGCUCCCAUAUUUCAUCAGCUAGAAUAUAAAGGUCAAAUUAUGGAGUCUGAUAAAAUUAGGAGCAUGGUUUUAAUAGAUGGCAUCAAACCUCUAGUAGUUUCAGCAUAUGAUAAUGAUUCUGAGAUAAACUCUGUUCUGCAUUAUAAAAUUGUUGAAAAAUCUGCAUCUGCAUAUUUUACUAUAGAUCCAAAUACAGGUGCCAUUCGAACUGCAACAACCUUCGAUCAUGAGAAGAAAUCCAGUUUCUCUUUUUCUGUACAAGCCUGGGACAUGGGGAAACCUCACCUGAAUGCCGAAGUGCCUGCCAAAGUGUUCAUUUCUGUGAUAGACAUUAAUGACUGCCCUCCUCAAUUUGGAGAAGCCUAUUACACUGCCAUUCUCCUGCUGCCAACUUAUAAAGGAGUCCAUGUCAUAAAUGUGAUAGCAACUGAUAUGGAUUCCUUCAGUUCGAUCAGAUACAGUAUUGUGUCAGGAAACAUCGAAAAGAAGUUUCUCAUCAACGAAACUACAGGUGAUAUCACAGUCCUAGAUCCCAGUGGCCUUGCCAGGAAGUACACUCUCGUCGUCUCUGCUUCUGACGGGGAGUUUGAAACAAGCACAAAAGUUGUCUUCAAAGUUCAGGAAAGCCAACAGAGUGGUUUGCAGUUCAGUGAAGACAAGUAUUUUUCUAAAGUUCAAGAGAAUUCGACAGAAAUCAGCACAGUAGCUAUUGUCACCCCUCUUGGGACUGAGCUCAAUGAACAUCUGACUUUUCAUAUUUUGAACCCAACUUACAUGUUCAGGAUUGGAGAAACAACAGGGGUUAUUCGUACCACUGGCAGGAUGUUUGAUCGGGAAGCUCAGAGCUUUUAUACUUUGGUUGUAGAAGUGAGGAAUGAAGGAAGAGAAAUUUCAAAGUAUGCUCAUGUUUUGGUGGAAAUAUCAGUAGUAGAUAUCAAUGAUAAUGCACCAUUUUUCAUUGGAUUGCCUUAUUUUGUCGUGGCUCCUGUUGAUUCUCCUGUAGAUCAUUCUGUAUUUAAAGUUAAAGCUAUGGACUAUGAUUCAGGGCCAAAUGGAGACGUUGUUUUUGAAAUCAUUGAUGGUGAUAAACGGACAUUUCGUAUUGAUCGCAAAUCUGGAGAAAUUUUUUUAAAGCAGGCUUUGACUUCUAAUAAAUAUGAGCUUGUUAUUGAGGCUAGAGACAGAGGAAAUCCUGCUCUGAGCUCUCAUACCAUUUUACCUAUUCAAGUGAUAAGCCAUGAUAUGCCUGUUUUUGCUCAACAGUUAUAUCAAGUUACUGUGUUAGAAAACAUUCCUACAGGUUCGCCUUUACUCACUGUUACAGCCACAAGUCCAAGUGGAAGACAAUUAAUAUAUAGUUUAGUUGCAGGAAACAGAAAAGAAGAUCUACGUUUGGACUUCAAUACAGAGCAACACCAAAACAUUGAGUCAUGUGUAUUUUAUGCUGUUGAAGACCUUGAUUUUGAAACUACUCCAAAGUACCUUCUGACACUGAGAGCCACUGAUGCUGUCAGUGGAGUUUUCUCUGAUGUUCAAGUAAUCAUUGAUGUUGAAGAUGUCAAUGACAAUCCACCUAUGUUCAACAAGCCUGCUUAUAAUACUACUAUUUCUGAAGCUAUGCCUGUUGGUGCCUCUGUUCUUCAAGUAAGAGCUACUGAUCGAGAUACCAAAGCAACACAACAUAUUCAGUACCACAUUGUAGGCAAUGCAACAUCUUAUUUCCAGAUUGAUGCUUCAGAUGGUACAGUUUAUAUUAAACAGCCAUUGGAUCAUGAAAUAAAACGGGAACACUAUUUCACAGUAAUGGCUACAGAUGGUGGUCAUCCACUCUUAAGCUCAACUGCUCAUGUAUGGAUUGGAGUAGCAGAUAUGAAUGAUAAUCCACCUGAAUUCGAUCAACGGCAUUAUAAAUGCAUUGUCAAUCAAGAAGUGCAAAGAGGUCAAUUUAUCGCCAUGGUUCUAGCAUCUGAUCCAGAUGAGACUGAUCAAUCAAAACUGAUGUAUAGUAUUAUUGAUGGAAAUGAAUUGCAGUCUUUUUCAAUAAACAGGCAUACAGGUAUUAUUACAAUGUCCAACCUGCAUCAAUUCAAUUUUGAGAAAAGCUACAUUCUAAAUGUCUCUGUCACUGAUGGCGUUCAUUCAGCAUAUGCAAGUGUGUAUGUCAACAUCCAGGGGGCUAAUAAUCAUUCUCCUCAUUUCUCACAUAAUGUCUAUCCAGUAGCUUUACCAGAAAAUGCACCUGCAGGGAAACUAAUCACUACCAUCUUAGCUGUGGAUGAAGAUAUUGGAAAUUAUGGUCAAUUUACCUAUACAAUUGAAACCAAAGAACACAGAAAAUUAUUUAAAAUUAACUCUGAAACAGGUGAAGUAUUCACAAAAGUUCCUAUUGAUCGUGAAGAAAAUCAGUUAUAUCAGAUGGUAGUUUCUGCAGUUGAUGCUGGUGGGCGAUGUGGAUAUGCAACAGUUCGAGUUACGAUAACAGAUGAAAAUGACAAUAUGCCUCAGUUUUCUGUUGCUGAAUAUACUGUUACAAUUCCUGUAAAUAUGACUGUGGGAACUACUAUUCUUAAGAUACAUGCUACAGAUGCAGAUGAAACUAUUUCAGCAACAAUUGAUUAUUCUUUAUAUAAGUCGAAUAACAGUGUUAUAUCUGAAUUAUUUGGUGUAACCCAUGAUACAGGAGAAGUCUACAUAAGAAAAGCAGCUACUGGACAUGAGAAUUAUGGAUAUCAAUUCUUCAUACUUGCCAAAGAUCAUGGUACACCUUCCUUAGAAACAGUUGUUCCUGUCAAUGCUAUAUUCAUUGAUCCCAAAGAAGAUUAUCCUAAAUUUGAACAUUUUGAAUAUGUGUUUUUCAUCUCAGAAAGCUCACCAAUCGGAACCAUCAUAUCAUAUGUUAAUGCUUCUUGCUCAAGACCUGUUACCUAUUCAUUUACCCCUGCCCCAAAAGGAUCCAAAGCAGAGCUAUUUCUUUCUAAAUUCAGUAUUGAUAAACAUGGUAGUCUUAUGUUGCUCUCUGAAGUUGACAGAGAGGUGCAGUCUAUUUACAACUUGAAUGUCAGAGCAUCUACUACAGAUCUUCCUACUCGAGUGUCAUGUGUUGAUGUCACUAUCAUCGUAGUUGAUGCUAAUGAUAAUGAUCCUCAGUUUGAUUCAGAUGUCUACAGUGUAUCUGUUGCUGAAAAUAUAGAACCUGGUGCUACAAUUCUAAAAGUAGUUGCCACAGAUGCUGAUACGAGUAAUAAUGGACUCUUAUCAUAUCAUUUUGGGGCAGAUGCAGAUAAUGUAGUGAAUAUUUUUCAAUUGGAUUCCAUAUCAGGAUGGAUUUCAACCAUGAUUUCACUAGAUAGAGAAGAUGUAGCUUUUUAUAAUUUUUCUGUAGUUGCAUUUGAUCUUGGGGAUCCUCGUCGUAUGGCCACUACUUGGAUUAACAUCAGGCUUCGUGAUUAUAAUGACAACCCUCCAAUUUUUCAAUCACAGCAUUAUAAUGGAGAUGCUUAUGAAAAUGCUGCUGUUGGAACAGUGGUUGUUACACUUAUGAUUGAGGAUAAAGAUGAAGAAAAAAGCCAUAUAGAUUAUUACAUCAUAGAUGGGGAUUUACAAGGUCAAUUUCAUGUUGUAUCCGAUGGGAAACUGACCAUUAAGAAACCUUUAGAUAGAGAAGUCAUAUCCAGUUAUCAACUAACAGUUCUUGCGACAGAUGGAAAAUUCACUUCGAAGACUUGGGUAUCUAUUGCUGUAUCUGAUAUAAAUGAUAAUCCACCAAUGUGCUUAAAAACAAAGUACACCGAAAUGGUGUCUGAAAAUAUUCCUUUGGACACUUAUAUUCUUACAGUCGAAGCAACUGACAUUGAUAGUUAUGACAAUUCUCGAUUAUAUUUUUAUUUAUCUGGAGAUGAUCAUACAGACUUUUCUAUUGAUCCUAUAACAGGUCAACUGAAAACUGCUCGAGUGAUAGACCGAGAAAAAAGGUCCCGUUAUGUGUUAGAAGCUCAUGUCCAAGAUAAAGGAAAGCCUGAAUGGGAAUGCACCAGUACAGUAGAAGUGCUUUUAAGUGAUGUUAAUGACAAUGCUCCAGAAUUUGCAAAGGAAUUGUAUUCUGUUAAUAUACCUGAAGAUGCUGAAGUUGGAACUUUGAUCACAAAAGUGCAUGCAAGUGACAGAGAUAUUGGAAGUAAUCGAAUGGUCAGUUAUUAUUUAAUUGAAUCGGCUCAUAGCCACUUCAGCAUGGAUGAGACCACUGGCAUUGUUAGCUUGAAUAAACCUGUAGACCGAGAGGAAGUCCCUAUGUACAAUUUGACAAUCCAAGCUAGUGAUCAUGGUAUUCCAAGGUUGUCCACAUUGUGUACUCUUCUUGUAUUACUCCAAGAUGUGAAUGAUAACCCUCCAGAAUUCACUUCGAAGUUCUAUCAUGCCUCUGUUCCUGAAACUGCUGCUGUUGGCACGGAAAUAUUGAAACUGACAGCAACCAGUCGAGACAGUGGUGUGAAUGCAGAAAUAGCAUAUAGCAUCAUACAGUCAGCAAAAUCUGAAGUCUUUUCCAUUCAUCCAAAAUUUGGAGUUUUAACAAUUUCAUCCCCUCUGGAUUAUGAAACUGCUCAUGGUUAUUACAUAUUGGUGAAAGCUGUUGAUGGUGGUACUCCUCCCCUAAGUACAGAAGUUGGAGUAAAUAUAACUGUGACAGAUGCUAAUGACAAUCCACCUGUUUUUACCCAACAGUCUUAUAAUUCUAUCAUAAGAGAAGAUGCAUUGGUUGGGGAUAAAAUUAUACAGGUUAUAGCUAGUGACAUAGACAGUCCUCCUAAUGCAAGAGUCAAGUAUUCUAUAUGUGGAGGAGAUCGCUUUGGACAGUUCUUGAUUGAUAAAUCAAUGGGCUAUGUAUCCUUGGCUUCAGACCUGGAUAGAGAGAAAGUAUCAAAUUAUGUGCUUGAAAUCUGUGCCUUAGAUAGUGGUAUUCCACCCUUGUCUAGCACUACUUAUGUGAAUAUAGAAGUAUCUGAUGUGAAUGAUAAUCCUCCUUUGUUUUCUGAAGAGAAUUACACUGCCAUUGUUCAGGAAGGAAAACCUCUUGGUUUCACUGUAUUGAAAUUUACUGUGACUGACCAAGAUGCUCCUCCAAAUACUGGCCCUUUCUUGUUUGAUAUCUUGAGUGGAAAUGAAGAUGGCGCUUUUCGUGUUGUUCAACAAGAUGCUACUUUGAGAACAGCUAGCAAAUUUGAUGUCAAAAACCAGAGUGAAUUCACUCUUCAAGUACGAGUAACUGAUGGUGGAACUCCAUCUUUACAUAGCACUACAUGGGUCAAUAUUAUCGUGAUAGAGGAAAGUCGAUACCCUCCUGUUGUGACCCCUCUGGAUGUAUCUGUGAGCUCAUACAUGGAUGAAUUUCCUGGUGGUGUCAUGGGCCGAGUUCAUGCCACAGAUCAAGAUCCUUAUGACAAACUGAUUUUUGACAUAAUAAGUCCACAUGAGAAUUUGUUUACCAUAGAUCGAGAAGAUGGAACCAUUGUAGCUCUUCCUGGUUUAGAUGUAGGCUCCUAUGAAUUGAAUGUUAGUAUAAGUGAUGGUAAAUUCACAACAUACACUACAGUCUCCAUUGAAGUGAAUAUGGUCAGUUCAGAAGCUGUGACAAACAGUGUUGUAAUACGUCUUGAUGAUGUUACUCCUGAAGAUUUUCUGCUAACUUACAAAAAGGGAUUUUUAAGAGGAUUGAGAAAUAUUCUGAAUGUAAGAAUGAAAGAUGUUGAAAUCAUCAGCCUGCAACCUACUUUGCAAGAGAAAAAACGAAGGCAGAGAACCACUCAACAGGAUUUGGAUAUUGUGUUUGCAGUUCAUGCUGGAGCCAAUGGCUUUCAUCCACCUAACACCGUAAGGGCAAGAGUGAAAGAAAAGAUGGAUGUUUUGGAAGCUAGCAUUGGACUGAAAGUAGUGAAGAUAAUGGAAGAUCGCUGUACCAAGGACCGCUGUGUAAAUGGUGAAUGUGUAGAUCUUAUCAUACUAGAUAAAGCUUUUGCCAUUAGUAUAACUACUGAUGCCAUGAGUUAUGUUUGUCCUCAACAUUAUCGUAAAUUGGAAUGUGCUUGUGAACCAGGAUUUGGAGGGUCUCAAUGUGAAUUGGCUGUUAAUGAAUGUUCUCGGCGUCCGUGCCCCUCUUAUCGUAUUUGCCAUCCAGAAGUGACAGUACUUGGGUACAUUUGCAAAUGCCCGGAAGGAAAAACUGGUUCUCUCUGCGAUAGAGAUAAAGGAGCUGUUUGCAAAGGAUCUGACUGCUAUGAUGAAAAAACUCCAGUGUACUUUCAAGGGAAAAGUUACAUGUCCUAUGUUCUUAAUAAACCUGUUGAUCAUCAUAUGAGCUUAGUAAUGCAUUUUAGAACAAAACAGGCCACUGGGAAUUUGUUGUAUGCUGCUGGUGUGAGAGAUUAUUUUGUGUUAGAAAUUAUAAAUGGCUUGGUACAGUACAGAUUUGAUUGUGGCAGUGGAGAAGGUAAAUUGCGCAUCGAGCAGUUAAAGGUAAAUGAUGGCAACUGGCAUAAAGUAAGAGUAGAGCGCCGUGGAAAAUCUUCCGAAUUGAUUCUUGACAAACGUUUUCGAGCUUCUGGUAAAUCUCAUGGCCCUCAUGAAGUGCUCAACUUAGAUGGUAGUGACAUUUAUUUUGGUGCUGAAGUUCGAACUAAUCUGGAAACAUUGAGCUUUGAAGAUAUCCGAAUGGGGUUCAUUGGAUGCAUGGAUGACAUUCAGAUUGAUGGGAUUUCUCUUCCUUUGCAUGUUAAUGGGAACACAGCUGUUGCUACUUUGAACAGAUUUAAAAAAGUAGAACUUCACUGUGGUGUCCUUCUUGAUUUGGGAGUUUGCAGCAGUCAGCCAUGUAUGAAUGGUGGCACUUGCAUUCCAACUAACUCCGGCUUCUCUUGUCAGUGCUUAUCUCGUUACCAGGGCAGCCACUGUGAAAUAGAUUUGGAUCCUUGUGCCUCGAAUCCUUGCCUAAAUGGUGGAAUGUGCCACAAUGUGGAUCACAAAUUCAUUUGUACCUGCAGCUCUGGAAUCACUGGUCCUCGAUGUGAAUUUGGCCGCUAUUGCAAGCCUAGCCCAUGCAACAAUGGAGGCAUAUGUGAAGAAGGCACUACUGGACCUGUGUGCAAGUGCCACGGUUAUUAUGGAGAGCUUUGUCAGUAUGAUAUUGAUGAAUGCCAAACAGUUCCUUGUGCUAGUGGCUCGUGCAUUAAUCUCCAAGGCAGCUUCAAGUGUCACUGUCCACCCAACAUGACUGGUUCCUUAUGCAAUGAGCACUUAUUCACCACUUCAAUUACAUCUUCGAGUUGGAAUACGACAGUUGAAGAGAUUGUAGGCAUUUCACUUGUAAUUUUAUUUAUUCUCCUUCUUGCAAUGGCUAUUGUAUGUUGUUGGCGGUAUCGCCACAAACGCCAACAGCUCAGGCCAAACAAUGAAGUAUUAGAUGCUGCAACUAAUGAAUACCUUUUAAAAAAUUCUGUUUUCGAGAAGGACAACCUGAAUCGAAAGAUCAGCAAUUUGGAGGUGACUAGCUUUACCACGCCUCCAUUGCCACCAAGACCAGCUUCUUAUACUCCAAGCACUCAAGAUUCUGUGAAUGCAUUGAAUAACUUUGACACAGUUCGUAGUUAUGGCAGUGCCGCUGAUGAUUUGGAGAAUUUCCCUCGUCAGGGUAAUGACUAUGUGCAGAACAUAAGCAAGCCUGCUUUAAUUCCUGCUUUGGUGCCUCCCCCUCCGUCCAGUUCAGAUAAUGAUUCUGUCUUAAAGGGGAACUGGGAAAAAGAUCAUUUAAAAUCAAAAAGUAAAUUGUAUGAAAGCAAAGUGCCAAAAGACCUUCAGCUACGCAAAGUUGGUGAUGUUCCUGGUUUAAAUACUAUUCCUGCUCCAGUUGUGCCCUCUCGUGGUCCGUCCAGCCUUGGUGUGCCUUCAGUCUUAAGCCUUAACUCUGUAGACGACAUGCCAGCAACCGAGAACAAAAGUGGGAGGAGAAACACGGCGGAAGGUUACAUAUGGGAUUGCUCUGAUUGGGCUGUUGCCUCGCAGAAGCCUCUUUCGAACAUAGUUGAGGUAUCUACAAAAGAAGUGAGAGACUCGUCUAGCAUCCCUAGCACUGAAUCUAACAGCCGUGCCAGUCAGAUUGAACUUCUGCCGAAAGGUGAUGGGCAGAACAAGGUUCCAUCAAGCAACCACUCUGGCAGCUUGGAUUUUGAUCGUCCCGAUUCCGAAUAUGUUGGUGAUUCGGAGAAUAAUGAUACCGACUUUGGUGACAGUGUCCUCCCUGCACCAAAUUUUGAAAACCUCCUGGGAAUGAAUGAUCUUGAAUUUGCAGAUGAUGGGACAGAUAGUCUUCCAGCCUCGCCCCACAAGUACCAACGGCAUCCCAAUUCGUACCUUCCUACUCAUACUACUAGUACAGCCAACACAAGCCCAGAUCACACCUGGAAUAACAACCAGCGUCAAAUCAGUGACCUGUCAGAUGAUGAAGUCAUGACCUAUGGUUUUCCACCUCAGGGAGGACGUGGGUUUCACGUUCCAAUGGAUGCAUCAGGUCUGGACUCCAUGUCAAUGUCCAUUGGAGGCUAUACCUCAACGAAUGCCUCGUUCUCUGAUAUCUCUGGGGCUGUCUGUGAGAUUGAUGAUAGUGAAGCUAACUGCAGUGAUGUGGACUACGAAAGUGUUGAUGUGAAGCCACCAGUAUCUUUUUCUAAUGACAGAUUUUGCUCUACUCAUUUAUAGCUGUUUGCAAUUUUAAUUUAUAAUUCGUAUUGGGAAACCCAAAUUUUGGUCAAUUACUCGCCCCUUAUUGAUUGACAAGUUUCUCAACAGUCCUAAAGACUGUGCUAAGCUUUCCUGUUAAACUGCUGGUCAAACACUGCUUAGACAGAAUGAUGCUCUGUAUCGAAUACUGACUAAGUAAAAAAGUCAAGAAAUAAGUAAAGAUUCGUGAUUUUGUAUAUGGUAAAAGCUCUUUUAAUUGUUCUGGAGUAUGUGAAUGCAUAUGCAUUUAUUUUUUGCAUGUUUUUUUUACUGUCAAUUUUUAUUUAAAUGUAUGCCAAUUUUUUUUAGAAGUGAGCAUCAACAUACAAAUCCUCUUCCCAUAUUUAAAAGUGGACUUGUGGUUUCAGUUAAAUUUGUUCUUCUUAAGGACCAAAUUGUAUAGAUCAAUUUUCAUGACAGAACGUCUUUUGUAUAUAAUAUAUAGAACACAUCAUUUAUGCGAUUUAAUUUCAAAAGAUCAUAUUUGCUAUUCAGUUGAUCAUAUUUAUCAUUAUAAUGCAGUCUUGCGCCUUCAAAAUUAAAUUAAUGAAUAUUUCAAAUAUAGUAGAAUUUUGUUUUAAUAGAAUUUACAUUUAUAUAAUAUGCUUAAAUUGCAAAUCGCAUUCCAGUAUACAUUUUCUAAUUAUCAUUUUAAGCCCAUUCAUUUUCCCCCAUUGAAUUUGUCACCAUUUUAUUAUUUCUCACUAUCCAUUUAAAAGAGUUUUUACUAUAUUUGAUAGAGAGUAAGAAAUACUCGGAUUUUUAUAAUUUCAAUAUAACCUAUAUAACAUUUCAUGAAAGAGUUUUUUCUUAGUAUUUUGAUUUGAAGUGAUGAUUAAUUUGUAUCAAAACAAUAGUGACAUUAAUUUAUUCAUUCAAAUAAUUUAGGAGACUUAAGUAAUCUUGAAUGAUGUCAAAAUAGAUUCUACUGUUUUAAAUUCGAAAAAAAAAUAUUUCUUUUGUCAAGUUUUCCAUUUCAAUCUAAGUAGUUAUCAUAUUAUAUUUAUGUCAGUCCUUUGUUAAUGUUUAUAUUUAUAUAUAUAAUGUAUAAUCUCAUUUUAUAUAUUUUUUCUUUAUAUAUUUUCAAAAAUCGUGGUAAUUUUAAAGGACAUUUUUUUAUAAGAUUUAACAUUUUUGUAAUUUUAUACUGAGCAGAGCAAAAACUGUUCUACAAUUUGUGAUAAACAUCUAUGGCAGCUGAUUUCCUUUUAUUUAGCUGUGGUCUACAUUGCAGCUGCUUAUUGUGCCAAACUCCUUUUUCAUUAAACAUUUUCUUUUGUUUUAUACCAAAACAUUUGUAUAAUGGCAUACUUUUCCAAUGAUCACCUUUUCCAAAAUACUGUUCUUGUUGUUUGUGAUUUUUUUAAAACAAAAUUUUCUAAAAAUUGUUUAAUUCCUGCUGUAUCUGCUUAUAUAGGAAUUACAAAGUUUUUUAACAUUCCACCAUAUUAGAAUUUCUAAGAGAAAUGAAAGAAGCCAAUUUGUUUAUAAAUUCACAUGUUAAGAUCGUGCACUAAAUUUCUUGCCAGAAAUAAUUUUUAUAUUAAAUAAAUGAUAGUUUAAAUGCUAUUUCAAUGUUAUGAAAGAAUGUAAAAUGUCUUUGUUGCAGGCUGUUACAUUUAUAGUCAAAUGUUAUAAAUCUGUGUUGUAAUUUAUUAUGUGUUUUUUUAUGUGUGUGACAUUUGUGAUUCAUAUAUCUCACGAAUUUAUAAUUUCUCAGUUAAAAGCUUAAAAUAAUUAAUGUAGAAAACAUUACAACCACAGUUAAGUCUAAGAAUUCUAAUAUUUAGAACAAUUUUGAUGCUUUUUUUUUCCAUAACCAUCCUUUCCUUUUUCCAGGAUUUAUAUAAAACAUUUUUUGUCAAUAUUUAUUUAAAUAAG